Molecule: messenger RNA, 240 nt
Organism: Drosophila grimshawi
Lineage: Eukaryota; Metazoa; Arthropoda; Insecta; Diptera; Drosophilidae
Product: U-Kazal-Dg21.2
Exons: 3
Coding region: 16-240 (74 amino acids)
Molecular function (GO): protein binding
Source: RefSeq, a predicted model, not a curated record
GCGUCAAUUGAUGCUAUGUAUGGACAGCUGUUGAGUGUGCAAGCGUCCACCAAGUGUCAUGAUGUGUGUCCCAGAGUCUAUCGCGUGGUUUGUGCUCAGCAUGAUGGAUGUUUUCGCACCUUUGCCAACAUCUGUGUAAUGGAAAUGUACAACUGCAAGUAUCAGAAGGCAUAUCAAAUUGUAUCGGAAAAAGCUUGUGAAAUCAUCAGCAAUAAGGAGCUACAAAAAUUGGAGCUCUAG